AUGGGAGCUCUCCAGGAACUUGGUUCUGAAGAUCAGCCCGUAACUUUAUGCUAUCAGGUUAAUGGGUCUUGUCCUCGAACCCUGCAUCCUUUAGGCAUCCAGCUGAUCAUAUACCUGGCCUGUGCCAUAGGUAUGUUGAUUACGGUCCUGGGGAACCUGCUCGUGGUGUUUGCUGUGUCCUAUUUUAAAGCUCUCCAUACACCUACCAAUUUCUUGCUGCUCUCCCUAGCACUGGCUGAUAUGUUCCUUGGGCUCCUAGUGCUUCCAUUCAGCACAGUUAGAUCAGUAGAGAGCUGCUGGUUUUUUGGGGACUUCCUCUGCAGGUUGCAUACAUACCUAGAUACGCUAUUCUGCCUCACAUCCAUUUUCCACCUGUGCUUCAUUUCCAUUGAUCGCCAUUGUGCCAUCUGUGAACCCUUAAUUUAUCCUACCAAGUUCACUGUGAAGGUGGCAUUCAGGUACAUAGUGGUGGGCUGGGGGCUUCCUGCAGCAUACACUGCCUUCUUCCUCUACACCGAUGUAGUGGAGGAAGGACUGGGUACCUUGUUGGAUGAGAUGCCUUGUGUGGGCAGCUGUCAGCUGCUGUUCAACAAAUUCUGGGGCUGGCUGAACUUCCCCGUGUUCUUCUUCCCCUGUGUCAUUAUGAUUAGCCUGUAUGUGAAGAUCUUCAUUGUGGCCAACAGGCAGGCUCAACAGAUCAGCACUAUGAGCAAGGGCACGGGCACUUCAGGUCAGAUUGGGGCCUCUAAGCGGGAGAGGAAAGCAGCCAAGACUCUGGGGAUAGCAGUUGGCAUUUACCUCCUGUGUUGGCUGCCAUUCACCAUCGAUACUUUGGUGGACAGCCUCCUCAACUUCAUCACCCCCCCUCUAGUGUUUGACAUCUUCAUCUGGUUUGCUUACUUCAACUCAGCAUGCAAUCCUCUGAUCUAUGUCUUUUCCUAUAGGUGGUUUAGAAAAGCUUUGAAACUUGUUCUGAGCAAGGAGGUCUUUUCCCCUAGAACUCCAACUAUUGACUUGUACCAAGACUGA
Dromiciops gliroides (monito del monte) is the source of this 1029-nucleotide messenger RNA. It is a transcript of the gene TAAR5, whose product is annotated as trace amine associated receptor 5. Lineage: Eukaryota; Metazoa; Chordata; Mammalia; Microbiotheria; Microbiotheriidae. Gene Ontology annotation, cellular component: membrane. The coding region runs from base 1 to 1029 and encodes 342 amino acids. The transcript has a single exon. Gene Ontology annotation, molecular function: trace-amine receptor activity. The record is from RefSeq and is a predicted model, not a curated record. Gene Ontology annotation, biological process: G protein-coupled receptor signaling pathway; cell surface receptor signaling pathway.